This is a messenger RNA of Striga hermonthica, 1875 nucleotides long. The record is from the annotation of a GenBank genome assembly. Lineage: Eukaryota; Viridiplantae; Streptophyta; Magnoliopsida; Lamiales; Orobanchaceae.
AUGGCUGCUUCACAAGCUGCUCUGCCAUUUCUAUCUCGGGCAGUGACAAACCAAACUUACACACAUUUAAGCUCAACUGCUCUGAUUUCCUUUAAAUCGAGUUUCAAAAUACGGCAGCACAAACACUACUUGUUCUCACCACAGAAGGGCAAGAAGAUAUGUCGCAAUUUAUACACCAGAAGCCAUGUGAUCGGGAUUCAUAGUAGAAUUUCCAGAAAAAAGCUAGAUGUUCAGGCAAAAUCUUGGCGUCGUUAUUGUUCUGGGGCUGAAAAUGUUCGAGAGGCAUUUGAAGAGAAUGGCGUGGCCAGGGAAGCUAGCAAUCAAGUUCCUGAGUCUUCACAUUAUGUGGACUAUGGAAAGAAAUUACAUUCAAAAGCAAUUAGUGACACAUUUGGUGAAGUUGUUGCCGAUUCUUUGGAGGAUGAAGCUUGGAAUUUGUUGCGGGCAUCGGUUGUGUAUUAUGGUGGGAAUCCAGUUGGUACAAUUGCUGCGAAUGACCCAAGUGACUCGAAUAUGCUCAACUAUGAUCAAGUCUUUAUCCGUGAUUUUAUACCUUCCGGGAUUGCUUUCUUAUUAAAGGGUGAAUAUGAAAUUGUCAAGAAUUUCAUUCUGAAUACUCUUCAGCUACAGAGUUGGGUGAAAACAAUGGAUUGCCAUAGUCCUGGACAAGGGUUAAUGCCGGCAAGUUUCAAAGUUCGUGUCAUGCCAUCAGAUGGUGAUGAUUCCAAAACUGAAGAGGCCUUAGAUCCCGACUUUGGUGAGGCGGCAAUUGGGCGGGUGGCCCCAGUGGAUUCUGGCUUGUGGUGGAUCAUAUUGUUACGUGCAUAUGGAAAAUGCAGUGGGGACUUCUCUGUCCAGGAAAGAGUUGAUGUACAGAUUGGCAUCAAGAUGAUCUUACGGCUCUGUUUGACUGAUGGUUUUGACAUGUUUCCGACACUAUUAGUAACGGAUGGGUCGUGCAUGAUCGAUCGCCGCAUGGGUAUCCAUGGCCAUCCACUCGAAAUCCAGUCACUAUUUUAUUCAGCACUGCUUUGCGCGCGGGAGAUGCUAUCUCCGGAGGACCGUCGUACGGACCUCAUGACGGCCCUAAACAACCGACUGGUGGCUCUGUCCAUUCACAUACGCGAGUAUUACUGGAUAGACAUGAGGAAGCUGAAUGAGAUUUAUCGGUACAAGACAGAAGAGUACUCUUAUGAUGCAGUGAACAAGUUCAACAUAUACCCGGAUCAGAUCCCCCCCUGGCUCGUCAGCUGGAUGCCUGACAAUGGUGGUUACCUCAUCGGGAACCUCCAGCCGGCCCACAUGGACUUCCGUUUCUUUUCUUUGGGGAAUUUGUGGGCCAUAGUCUGUGGGCUCGCGACGGUGGACCAGUCGCACGCGAUAUUGGAUCUCGUGGAGGCCAAAUGGGAUGACCUUGUGGCGGGUAUGCCAAUGAAGAUAUGUUACCCCGCCCUUGAGAGCCAGGAGUGGCGGAUCAUCACGGGCUGUGACCCCAAAAACACUCCUUGGUCUUACCACAAUGGAGGUUCUUGGCCAACUUUGCUCUGGCAGCUAACUGUGGCAUGCAUGAAAUUGAAGCGACCAGAAAUCGCUAUGAACGCGAUUAAGGUUGCCGAAAAGCGUAUAGCUAGGGACAGAUGGCCCGAAUACUAUGACACCAAAGGGGCAAGGUUCGUAGGGAAGCAGGCGCGUCUUUACCAGACGUGGUCCAUCGCAGGUUAUCUGGUGGCCAAACUCCUGGUUGAAAACCCCAGUGCCGCCAACAUCUUGGUCAACUAUGAGGAUGACGAGCUACUGAGUGUGUUCUCAUCGACCCUCAGUGAAAACCCAAGGGGCAAACGCAAGAAGGGGCCAAAACAGAGUUUUAUUGUCUGA